This is a messenger RNA of Spodoptera frugiperda (fall armyworm), 2154 nucleotides long. RefSeq names its product protoheme IX farnesyltransferase, mitochondrial (gene Cox10). The coding region runs from base 198 to 1394 and encodes 398 amino acids. The transcript is spliced from 8 exons. Gene Ontology annotation, biological process: heme biosynthetic process. The record is from RefSeq and is a predicted model, not a curated record. Gene Ontology annotation, cellular component: mitochondrion; mitochondrial membrane. Gene Ontology annotation, molecular function: protoheme IX farnesyltransferase activity. NCBI's taxonomy places the organism in Eukaryota, Metazoa, Arthropoda, Insecta, Lepidoptera, Noctuidae.
UGGCAAUGAUCAUACAACCUCAAUGUUACGUCACAUAUGUCAUAUGUCGAAUUUAACGUGAUAACCUCUGAAAUGUUUUCAUUUUAUCAUUCUUAUGAUAAUUAUUUUUCGUGGUGAUAAAAAGGGUGGUUUUUAGAGUAUUUCAAACAUUGGAUUACAAAUAGUAAAUACAAUGUUUAUAUAAGGUGUGUGGCAGAAUGUUUUAUAGAAAAGUGAUGCACUGUACGAUCUGCCUGAAACAUGGCACUGUCGGCAUUUCUGGGAACGGCAUACUCCUGCAACAACUGGCAAGGAUAUCGACAACGCAAUGUUGGAACAGCAAACUGCCAAUCACGACACAGACCACGGCCAAGGUGAAAAGCAAAAAUGUGCCACAGGACACCAGAAUGUGGAAGGAAACACCAUCACACGACAGAAAGAAUCAGAUGGGGAACUAUUGUAUGAUGCUGUCCAAGUUUCGAUUAAGUUCUCUAGUAGUGAUGUCCUCAAUGGCUGGGUACGCCCUCGCGCCCGCUCCCUUCGACUUGACGACGUUCGCGUUAUGCGCGAUCGGAACAGGCCUCACCUCAGCUGCCGCCAACUCUAUCAACCAAUACCACGAAGUACCAUUCGAUGCACAGAUGUCCAGGACUAAAAAUCGAGUGCUGGUCAAAGGAUUAUUAGAGCCAGUCCACGCAAUAGGUUUCGCGACUUUAGCGGGCUCUACAGGCUUGGGUCUACUUUACUUCGGAGUGAACCCACUGACAGCCGCCCUCGGCGCCACUAACUUAAUACUUUAUACGUCCGUCUAUACGCCUAUGAAGAGGAUGUCCAUAUACAAUACAUGGCUGGGGUCUGUAGUUGGAGCUAUACCUCCUCUAAUGGGCUGGGCGGGGUGCGCGGGUGUGCUAGACCCGGGCGCGGUAGUCCUCAGCGUGAUCCUAUACUCCUGGCAGUUCCCGCACUUCAACGCACUCUCCUGGAACCUACGGCCCGACUACUCACGCGCCGGCUACAGAAUGAUGGCCGUCACUGAUCCUGCGCUGUGCAGGAGGGUAGCCCUCAGACAUACAGGAGUGAUCGUGGGAGCGUGCCUUGCCUCGUCUUACCUCGAAGUAACCAACACGUGGUUCGCACUAGAAUCGUUACCGUUAAACCUUUAUUUUAUGUACUUAGCUUGGCAAUUUCACCAGAAAUCGGACAGUAACAGUUCGAGGAAACUGUUCAGGUUUUCUUUAAUACAUUUACCGGCACUUAUGUUGCUGAUGCUAGUCAAUAAGAAGAAUUGGUACAAGAGCGACACGCAGGAGCAAGAGACUACUAAGGUGCAAGAUGUCAAGAUCCCUGACUCCAGAAUAUCAGUCCUACCGCGCAGGCCCGUGGUAGCGGCGCAGGAGUCGGACCUGUCGCCAUAGAAGCGCGACCACUGAUCGAUAAUAACCGAACCGCGCUACAAUAUCAUAUUUGUUACCUAUAAAUUAAGUCAAUAAUUUAUUAUUUAUGUCAAUUUGGCGGCAAAUUAGUCGGCAAGAGUCGUACGAUUCGCAUGUUUGUUUAUUAGUUGCGUCGUACUGGGUGCCUAGUGCGAAUUUGUUUUUAAGAUAAUGUGAUCGAAACUUUACCCGCGUUUAGCCCUUAUUAGCUGGUCUACUUGGAGCACCAAUCAGAGCGCCGAACGUCAUAAACGUGUCGAUCACGUUAGCGUACAACAAACUCGUACUAGGCUCUCUGAUCAAUAAUGUCGGUGUAAAGAAGGUUAUAUGCAACUUGUACGAAAUAAGUUACAUGUAACGACUGUAAAAUUGUAUCAGUGCGAUACCUACGUUUGUUGCCGAUCAGUGAUCCUCGCUAACCUUAUAAUCUACACGUAGAUGUAGUACUUAUGUAAAUAAUGUACAUUAUAAUUAUGUGAUUCACUUAGAUGUACGUAAGAUAGUAAUAACGUCGUAACCUCAGAUUGUGUUAUUUGUCACAAAGCCAAGUAACUCGUGUGCAGCGUGCACCUCUAUUGAAAUUAUGUUCAAACUAAAAUAUUCUCGAAAGUACUCAAUAGUAUUUUGAUGUAUUAUUAUUUAUUACAUCUUGCCUUUGAUUGUAAUUUGAGUAGGAUCAGAUUAUGAUAAGUCCAUGACUUGGGAUUAAAUGAAAUCAAUAAAUAAUAAAUCCUUACAUUUA